Colias croceus (clouded yellow) is the source of this 4192-nucleotide messenger RNA. RefSeq lists its product as uncharacterized. The transcript is spliced from 29 exons. NCBI's taxonomy places the organism in Eukaryota, Metazoa, Arthropoda, Insecta, Lepidoptera, Pieridae. Gene Ontology annotation, molecular function: RNA polymerase II cis-regulatory region sequence-specific DNA binding; DNA-binding transcription factor activity, RNA polymerase II-specific. The coding region runs from base 101 to 4150 and encodes 1349 amino acids. Gene Ontology annotation, biological process: regulation of DNA-templated transcription. The record is from RefSeq and is a predicted model, not a curated record.
GAAACAUGAAAAUCAAAUUAUUCAUUUGUUUUCCUUGUGUUGAAUGCCAGUUGCAUGCAAAACGACAUUUUUUCCGGAAAAUAUCUAGCUGACAUUCAAGAUGGCGGACCCACCUCCUUUAGUGCUUUGUAUGGAUAAUAUAAAUGGGGAUGAAGUAGCGUUAAAAAUCGAGCCGCAUGAUGAUUUUCGACUGUUCUUGGAUAAGGCUAAGUCAAUGUUAGGCUUUGAGAUCGACAUAAACUCCAUAACUGGAAACCAACCUGUAUCCUUAGACGAUAAUAUCUACCAAUUCCUUCUAAACGCUGAACAAAAUAUAGCCAAUUCUGGCUUACGACAUACGUACGACACAUUAGAUUCAAAUACAAAUGACGACUUAGUAUAUGUACUCGAUGAUGGAACGCAAAUUAGGGCUUCCCUGAUCCAUUUUGACAAUGAAGAUCCUCUAAUCGAUCUAACGUUAGAAAAAAUACCUUUUGUCAAAUAUAAAGACGAUCCUGACGAACUUACUGAUAUCAAUAAUGAUAAUAUAAGUAUUAAGGAUGUGAAUAUUGAGAGUCCUGUGUCCAGAUGGUCUAGUAAUGCAUCUAGUCCUAAAAGUUUUGUUAACAGCCUACCAUUUAAACUAGUAUGUAACAAUACAUCCAAUUUUGAAGCUCAGUUCACUAAAUAUCUGGAAUCUGGUGCUAAAACGUACACUAUGUUAAACCCAGUCAAUAGAAACGUAUCUCCGACAAGUAUUAUUAAAGAUAACUUUAAAAAGUAUGACGAUGAUUGUCCAAAAAGUAAUAUAUUUACACGAGAAGAUAUACUGAAUAUGUUUAAAGAUUCUCCAGUUAACUCUCUACCGUACGAUAAAAGUAUAAAUUAUGAUAAACGAAAGCAUGUACGUAAAACUGAUCCAACGAGAAUUGUUCACAAGAAUUGGUAUAGAUCUAACUUAGAUUCUGCACAAAACCAGGAUUGUUGUAUUUGCGGAAGAAUUGUUGAGAACAAUCUAGAAAAAAUGUAUUUAUUCGAUAAUGAAGACCAAAGAAUACACAGAUGUUCGCCGCAGAAAAGAAUGUCAAUGCAGUUGAAAAUUAUUUGCGAACAAUGCUUGGCUGAUAAUUUUAAACUGUGCCUUGUGAAAAGUCCCAAUGAAGCCUUAAACAGUGACGAAUAUUUGGUCAUAAAGAACAACCAGCAAUACAUAUUUCAAAAUGUAACGGAUAUAGAUUUGAAACGGCGUUGCUUCGACCAUUCCAAAGACAAAAUAGAGACCACAGACUCAAUUCCCGCGCAAGAGAGUUCUAGUGACGUAGAGAUUAUAGAACCGGAUAUGGAGAUAGAUAAGGUCAUAGACAAUUUGGAGGAAGCUGAUGAAGAUGUUAAGGAGUUUUUAGGGAAAUACCAGAAUGAUAAAAUUUAUGAAUUGAAAUGCAGGUUUUGCGAUAAAAUAUUUGCGACACUUGAAGAAGUUAUUGAUCACUGCGAGGAACAUAAGCACGAUUUGUCCGAAGGGAUUGUAUAUCCUUGUCCUUUGUGUGAUUAUGGAUAUGCCAAUUCAAAAUGGUUGAAAGGUCAUUUAAAAGCAGCUCACGAUAAACCGAAAGAAGGAGAUGCUUUAGAAGAAGUUAAAAAAGAGGAAAAUGCAAAUUCCUCGGAUGAAUCGUCGCCUGUGGCCAAAAGAACGAGAAGUGCUGUGAAAAAAGAAAACGAUACAGAUGCCAAAGACGAUGAAAAUAAUACAAUAAUGACAACUGGGGUACCAACAGUUGAACUAAAAACCGAAGUGAAGCAAGAAGCCCUAGACAGUGAUGAUGAAGACAUCUGGAUAGUUCACACCGGUGAUGAUGCGCAGGAACAACAGCUGCAGAACUUGCUUAGACUUAACGAGACUGAGAGCACACAAAAACAUCAAGCUUUGACAAAACAUAAAUGUUUCAACUGCAGUCGAAUCUUCCCAACCGCGGAAAGUUUAACUACCCACAAAUGUCGUAAACGAGGUAGGAAACGAAAAUCUCCGACUGGACAAUCUGGAUUAUAUGUGCCCACUAAAGAGGACUUUUUGAAGAGAGCCCAAGGCAGACCUAGACAAGCUAGCAGCACUAACGAUAGCUUAUUGAAAGUACGAAAGAAGAGAAGCCGCGACGACAGUCCGCAAAUAGUGACGUGCCACAAUUGUAACGAAUCUUUCUCUUCUAAAGUGAGAUUGAAGUUUCAUAUGCAGUUCCACUCCCCCAGUUCGCUGCUCAAAGCCGGCAAUUACCACUGCUCCGCUUGUCCUUCACACUUUUCAAAUGAAGCAGAACUAUUCGAUCACGUGCACUUUAGACAUUCGAGGCAAAGAAGAUGGCAGUGUCCGCUCACUGGCUGCGGCAAGACUUUUCAUUUGAGGGCAACAUUAACAAAGCAUAGUCGCACGCACACAGACACGCGGCGGUACGUGUGUGUGACGUGCGGGAAGCGGUUUCUCGACAAACAGACGUUGGACGAACAUGGCGUUACACAUUUACAGAUAAAACCGUACCAAUGCCACAUUUGCCUGAAACAACUGACCCGCCGUUCCCGACUGCGCAUGCACCUACGUGCACACGAAGAAGCAAGUCCGAGGCUCUUGCGUGUGUGCGUUAAUUGUUCUAGAGCCUUCCGUGACGUGGAGGAGGCUAUGGAGCACAUCACAAAACACGCGGAGUGUGUUGUGGCGGUUGCGGGCGAAGCGAAGCGGCACGAAGCGGGACAACUGUCGCCCACCAGCGGGCUGGUUACACGUGCACAUACACAAUGUUUCACGAAGCCAAUACCACGCGAAGUGUCCACCGACGAGAGUCGAACCCUGCUCCACGGGUUGGACGCUACAGCGCUAACUAUUGUGCGUGUGGUGCGGGUUGAUAAGGCUUUCCGAUGCGAGUAUUGUGAGGACGUGUUCUACUUGGAAGAAGCACUCAACUCGCACAGGUCAAUACACAAGGGUGUGAAGAAUCCGUUUGUCUGUCACAUUUGUAAAGUCAGCUUUGCUACGUAUUCCAGAUGUACAACACAUAAAACAACACACGGCUUUUACAAGCGCAAUUUGACCGACUGCAACAAGGAGGGUGCUAGUUCGAACAUAUUGGGUUAUGGCGGCUUUCCCGUUGUCAAGCAUUUUUUGUGCGAGGAUUGUGGCCGUUCCUACCUCCAUUGGACAUAUUUACAAGUACACAGGCGUAUGAAGCAUGCAAACGAAAACUUUUUGUUCAAAUGCAAUCAGUGUGAAUUGACCUUUCCCAAUAGUUGGAGUGUCGCAUACCACAGGAAGAAAGUGCACGGCAAGACUUGUCAAGAAGAUGGCGGCACUACUAAAAUUGCUAGACAGGAUUAUUACAGAAUACCAUGCCGCGACUGUGACGAAGUUUUGCCGAACAAGAUUGAGCUUUAUAAGCAUAGACAGAAGAUGCACUGCGAUGAGUCGCUUGAAAAUGAAGGAUUUGAAGCGAAUAUACCAGAAACAAUAAUAGGCAAGGAUACAACAGUGUGCUCGAAAUGUGGACACAAUUUGCACAACGCGAACGCUCUGCAGAAACAUUUGAAAGAAGUGCACGGCGUAAACGCGUGUGGUGCUAACAGGAAUCGGGACGAAAGGAACGUAGCUUGUGACCUGUGUGGAGUUAGCUUUAGACGCAGUUCGCGAACGAACGCAGCGGGAACGCGAGCGAAGCGAUGUGCUAGAUGUAGACUGCGAAACGAUUUGAGACAUUUAGCCGCAAGGAAACUUGUUGUUAUCGAGGUGCAAGGUUUGAAUCCCAGUCCGGAGCAAGUUUUACAACAUUUGGUUCAAAAUAACAUCAACCGGGAUAAAGUUAUUGACGUAUCUGUUGUUUCUUUUGCUAAGGGGUCAACGAGUAUCAUACCGAAUUCUCAAAGAGCUUUAUCCAUGUUGAAAGUACCAAGGACAAAAAUUGAGUUAGAAAAACGGAUUGACAAUAAAGAUAUAUUUUCACAAACAAGAAUGAAUAAGGCGGCGCACACACCUGCGAUUCUACAACACGCCAGCCAAGUGUACGGUGACCCUAAUUACACUGUUAGGAGUCGUGAUAUGCAGCAAAUAAACGUCCAACGCUUGUUACAAGAUGGCGGUCUAGUCAACAACCAAAUAUUGAAUUUAAGCAACAAUAGUAAUAUGUUAUUGUAAUUAAUUGUUUUAAUAGUAAAUGCGAUUAAAGUUCUGAUUUUA